GGGAGCUUCAGUCGAACUUGAGAAUUUAUUUUAAAUGGCGGUCUCAAAGAAAGAAACCCCUGUCAAUGAACAGGAGAAUGAUACAUGCCACUGUCCAAUAUGUCUAGAGAAGGUAAGAAAACCGAAGUAUUUGUCGUGUUACCACACCUUUUGUGAGGCGUGUAUUGGGACUUACAUUUCAAGUACGGCUACACAUAAAGAAAAUGAAACAUUAAAGUCAAUCGAAUGUCCCGUGUGUCGUACGUGUAUCAAGGCGCCGAAGAAUGACAUUUCGGACGAGGAGUGGGCAUCAGAACUACCCCAGAAUAAACUCGUACUUAGUGUGUCUGUAGAUCCCGAGCAAGAUGAAAAUAAAUAUUGUAUGAUUUGCAAACGACUGGAGAAAACCGUUUCUGCAAAAUACUGGUGCAAAGCAUGUAUGGAAGCUAUUUGUGAAGAUUGCAAAUCAUUGCAUAGAGCUGUGCCAAUUCUGAAGAGUCAUAAAAUUGUAAAUCUUUCCGACAUCAAGGAGAUGAACAAUGAAGUUGAGAUAGAAGAGUCUUGCAAUUUGCAUGAAGGGAAAAUACUCGAUGUGUUUUGCCACGAUCAUCAAGAGCUAUGUUGUAGUGUUUGCCAUGUCAAGCAGCAUAAAUUGUGCAAGCAUGUGGACACAGUUGAAGAUAUUGCUUUUGAGACAGACAGAAAUGCCAUGCAAAACAUUGCUUUAAAAUAUGGUGAUCUGGAGAAGAUUCUCGAAGAUAUGCUGUCAGAAAACCUAAAUAAAACAGAAAAACUCAAUACCAAGAAGCACGAAAUUUGUAUGAACACGGAAGAAAAAGUUGAAGAAAUCAAAUCUCUAAUGGAGAAUGCACAUGCAAAGUGGCUUAAACGAUUUGAACAGAAUCAUGCUGAUUCCAUUGGAAACAUUGAAAUUGCAUCUGAUGAGCUGAAACGUUUUUCCACUACAGUUCAUGAAGUUAGGAUGAUUCUUAACUCAGUGUUAAAAUGUGGGUCUUCAAAACAAUUAGUCAUAACAAAUCAUAAACUGAAAAAGCAGAUUUCUGAUCACAUCACUCGUUUAAGGUCUUUGGAUGUUUGGAAUUUUUCUGAAGAUUACAAGCAGCACAACUUGGAUUUUUUUGGUCAGAUUUCCAAGACAAAAGAGUUUGAAGACGUAAAACUGACUAAACAACAAUCAUGGAUAGUGGAGAGAAUUAUGUGUAGUACUCCAGAAAAAAUUGAUGAAGACAAUAUUAUACAGAGGAGAAAAACUAUGGCUAGAAAAGACUGGAUGAACGUUGGCUUUAGAAAAUUAUCACAAAUCAACGGUUUGUCAGAAAGAGUAUUUUAUGGCUUGUUUAUACAUGACACAAGAAUACUGUUAUCUUUGACUAGCCCACCUUCGCUGAAGAUUUAUGAUAUCAGUAAUUCCACUGGAAAAUGCAAACACACUGAGGUGUGUCAGGAUAAACCAUAUGGUCUUUGUCACUCCGGAUUGUGCUUGAAUGAAGUAUUUGUUUCUUUUGAAAACUUCAUCUGUCAUUAUCGAAUUGAGUUCAACGGAGAAACUGCGAGUUGUUUAAAACUUGGAAUAAUUCACUUGAAAGAACCCAUGAUAGCUAUAUCCCGUGGACCAACAACAGCGUUUGCUGCCAAUCGUUCUAAGAGGAUGAUCUGUUCAUUGAACUUUUGCAUAAAUCAUACUUCAGCAUAUAAACCUAGUGGAUCAGUGCCUUUUGUGUCCUCGUCGUUGAUAUCAGACUUUCAUUGUUUCAUACAAGAAAGGAUAGUAAAGGUUGUGGAUAAGAAUAACGAAGAUAUUCUUGACAGUCCUCGAGAUUCAAAUCUCAGGGGACUCACCUUUGACCUUCAAGAUAAUAUUUUGGUUUGCGAUAAGACAUCAAAAUUAGGACAGGUUAAGCAUGGAGAAGGAGAGAGAAGGAAUAUUAGUUUGGCGGACAUUACCGAAAGUUACAAUGUAAUAAUGCAUCCGACAGGAGAAAAGAUAAUGGUGUUAGACAAUACAGCAAAAUGUGUUGUUUACCAAGUAUGCUAAAACUGGGUGGAUUGUCGCAGUCGCAGUUCUCAAACUGUGAAAAAAAUCGAAUGAAAGGCUAAUUAGCUAACAAAAGCUCACUUUGCACGUCUUAUGCUGCAAUAUAUUUGAUACAUUGCAAUGAAUAAUAAACAUAUUAUAUGAUACUAAA
This is a messenger RNA of Saccostrea cuccullata (small rock oyster), 2186 nucleotides long. RefSeq names its product tripartite motif-containing protein 5-like. Gene Ontology annotation, molecular function: zinc ion binding. The record is from RefSeq and is a predicted model, not a curated record. Bases 35 to 2035 code for a protein of 666 amino acids. Lineage: Eukaryota; Metazoa; Mollusca; Bivalvia; Ostreida; Ostreidae. The transcript has a single exon.